UUUGCCCCUGCACACACCGUGCUCCUGGAAGUUGUCAUGGAGAUAGACCCGUCCCAGGCGUCUGCUCUCGGGAUUGUUGCCAUGGAGAUCCCUGCUCGAGGUGAGCUCUCGGCAGUGCAGGAGGACGAGAGCAGCACGCAACUAGGGUUCGAGAAGCGAAUUCAGGACCUUGGAGAGCAGCGGCGCCAAGGACCCCCUUUCAACCAAGGGAACUAUUACAUGCUUAUAGUGAUAGGAGAGAUAGCGACAGACCACCAGCUGCAACGCGCUAGAGACCAAGUUGAGCGGGGGAUUCGCUCCUGGGACAUCAGCCUCAAGUCAUGUGACCUGGACCAACAGCUGCAGCUAUUUGUGACGCGCCACUCCGCCCAGUUCUCUGCAGAGGUCAGAGGGCAAAGGACUCUCCACCACAAGAGUGAUGUCCUAGAGACAGUCGUGUUGGUCAACCCAUCAGAGGAUACAGUUGCUUCAGAGAUCCAGUCUCUAGUCACAGACUCAGCAGGACACAAACUCCUGGUCCUGAGUGGGCAGAAUUCCGACCACGGUGACCUGCUUCUCCAAAGUGGGGUUUUCACCUAUAAGAGCUUCUCACAAGUCUUUGCUGAUCCUGGGGUCAGUGAUUUGCUGGGCGAAGCAGCCCCCAAGCAGCGGGCCACACUCACUGUGUCCUGCCGAUCGGAGGUGGGUUGGAGCUCCCUGGGUCAGCAGCAGCACUUACGGGAGUUCCUUGAGUACAGACUGAACACUGAGCCUGUGCUCCCCAAGAUGGAGGGAGUCACAGAGUUCACGGAGUACAUCUCCGAGACGGUGGAUGUACCUUCUCCCUUUGACCUCCUGGAGCCGCCCACAUCUGGAGGCUUCCUGAAACUGUCCAGGCCCUGUUGUUACAUCUUCCCUGGGGGGAGGGGCGACUCGGCCCUGUUUGCGGUCAAUGGCUUCAACAUCCUAGUGGAUGGAGGCUCUGAACGUAAAUCAUGCUUCUGGAAGCUGGUCAGACACUUGGACCGCAUCGACUCAAUUCUACUCACUCACAUUGGUGCAGACAAUCUGCCAGGCAUCAACGGGCUCCUUCAGAGGAAAAUAGCAGAGCAGGAAGAGGAGCAGUCACAAGGCUCAACCACCUACAGUGAUUGGAUGAAGAACCUGAUCUCUCCAGAGCUUGGUGUGAUCUUCUUCAAUGUACCCGAGAAGCUACGUAUGCCAGAAUCAAACCUAAAGGUCAAGCGCAGCAUCGAGGAGGCCUCCCUCACGUUGCAGUACCUCAACAAACUGGGAAUCAAGCCGGAGCCUCUCUGUAGACUGGUCAGCAACACUAUUGAGCCUUUCACUCUUUUCCAUAAGAUGGGGGUGGGCAAGUUAGACAUGUAUGUUCUGAACCCCGUCAAGGAUAGUAAGGAGAUGCAGUUUCUCAUGCAGAAGUGGGCUGGUAACAGCAAGGCCAAAACAGGCAUUGUGCUCCCCAAUGGAAAAGAGGGAGAAAUAUCCGUACCUUAUCUGACGUCAGUUACAGCAUUAGUUGUGUGGCUUCCUGCCAAUCCUGCCGAAAAGAUUGUCAGAGUGCUGUUCCCUGGAAACGCACCACAAAACAAAGUCCUGGAGGGACUAGAGAAAUUAAAGCACCUUGACUUCUUGCGAUACCCAGUAGCCACACAAAAAGACAUAGCCUCAGGGGCUCCUCCCUCUGUUGUAAAACAGACAAAGUUAAAGCAAAGGACAGACAGCAAAGAAAGUCUGAAAUCAUCUCCCAAGACUACAAAACCCCUUAAGAAAGAAGCAGAUGAUGAGGUAUCGGCAGUCACAGAGGCAACGAGUGACUUUGUAAAGGAGAACAAGAUAGAGAAAAAGGAGAAGAAACUUAAAGAGAAUGAAAAACCCACAAAAAUAAUAAAAUCCAAAACUGAUGCACCAGAAAAGAAAAAACUAUUGAAGGAGAAAUCCUUGAGAAAACAUUCAAAAGAAAGGGCAUCCAAGAUGGAUGAGAAAAAAGACAAGGAAAAGAAAGAGAAAGUCAAGAAAGUUGACACAGCUAAAAAAGAAGAGAGAAAAGACUCCAAAGUUGACAAGAAAAAAGAUGCGUCUAAGUCAGAGUUGAGAAAGAUAACAAAACCUGACUUAAAACCCCUCACACCAGAGGUCAGAAGGACCCUGCACAGGGCAAAAGUGUCAAGUAAACCCAAAACCGACAAAAGCAAAGGCAAAGCGGCCAAGGCAGCGCCGGCUGAACCCAAACCGGAGGAACCAGCAGCAGAGAACAUUCAACCUGAGCCACUACAGAAUGGGGGUAUUGAGGGCAUAUCUGCUUCCUCCACUCCAGAAGAUCUUACCAAGGACUUUGAGGAGUUAAAACAAGAUGAGGUAUCAUCAGAGCCACCAGAGAGUGUAGUGGAGACACCAGCAGAGGAAGGCAUGGCCGAAUCCCCUACCCAGGAGGAGGAGAAAGAACAGGAAACGGUCUCUAAAACUCCACCAGGCACAACGUCUCCUGAGAAGGGAGUAAUGGAAGUUGAAACUGAGUCUCAAAGCAAAGAGGACAAAUUAACACAAGAGCAUAAAGAAGAAUUACAAGCAGAGAAAGUGGAACUAUGUGAGGAUGAGGGAGCUGCAGUUGAAGAUGAGGAGGAGGAAGAAAAAAAAGGCCCGAUUGCAGAGAGGAAAACAUUUCAGGAAGAGGAAGAUAUGGGGAUAGGGGAGGAAGAAGAUGAUGUAAAAGAUGAUGUGAAAGAUAAUGAACUAGACAGGAAACACGAGGUGGAGGAAAUGGAGAAAGUUGAAAAGCCCACAGAUAUGGCGGUAACAAAAGAGGAAAGCAGAAGAGCUUCAUCCCAAGAGGAGGAACAGGAAGAAGAUGGACAUGUUGUUGAAAAGGCCGAGCUGGAAGAGGUAGAAGUUCUAGACAUGAUAGCAGAUGAAGAGGUCAAAAUCAAACCUGAAGCGGGAGAGAAAGAAACAUUGGCCAAGAGUGGGGAAAGCAAAGCAGUUAAACAUACUCCUGGAGCUAAAGAGGAGGAUGAGGCAGAUGAAGAGGGCUACGUGUCAAAUGUGGGAGGCGCUACCGUCGACAUAGUGUCAACACUGCAAGGAACUGCUGCAGCCGAGCCCAUCUCCUUCAUUCAAGACGAAACCAUUCCAGGCCACUCUGAAACUGAACAGACCAUCUCUGAUGAGGAAGUUCACGAAGAGGCUGAUGACAGGAUACUAAACCUCCAAUACGAAGUGGGUGCAUAUGACAUCUCUGUCCCAGAUCAGACAGGCUCCUUUGACACCAUCCAUGGGAUGAAGGAGAUGCAAGCAUCAGCUAUGGCUGAUGUAACAGCCAAAGGUUUUAUUUGUGGACAGGAGCAAGUAUCGGUAUUCACUAACAUCAUUGCUGCUCCCUUGGCUGAGGAGGAACAUGUUUCCUCAGCCACAUCCAUCACAGAGUAUGAUAAAUUGUCCUCCUUCCCCACCUCUAUUGCAGAGGACCAAUCAGUGGCCUCUGUCGCUACACCUCAGACUGAGGAAACAGGCAAAAGCUCUCUGCUUCUUGACACUGUUAAUAGCGUUCCCCUGGCAAUUCCAACUGAGGCUACACAUGGGAAAGAACAUUUACACUCUGCUGGGACCAUCUCACCAACAUCCUCCUUAGAGGAAGACAAGUACAUGAAGUCAGUUCCAUCCGAAGAGUGCCUGUCGGUUAUCUCUGAUUUGAAGACAGAGGCUAAGGUCAUCAAGGCUCAUGAGGAAGAGGAAGAAGCUCAGGACCAAACUCCGAACGUUGACAUUUCACUUGGGGAGAGCUAUGCCUCCCCUCAAAUGCUCCGGGAUAGAGAUAGGGAUGUGGAACAGCUCCCUGCUUCUGAGGCUCCUGUCUCCAAACUUGUUCAGGAUUUGAAGCAGGAUCACAUACCAGUUGAGGAGGUACAACUCUUUAAGUCCAAAGACGACAUCUUGACAGUGGUGCCUUCAAAACCCCUUUCACCCCCACCCUCUUUCUCAACGCCUUUUAGGUCAGACUCAAUUACUUCGGAAGGUGAAGAGCGAUGCUGCAGUCCAGACGAUAGCACUGUGAAAAUGGCCUCCCCCACACAAUCUUCCCACCCCAGUGCAACCAGCUCUCCAACUCACUCUCCUCUUCAUCAGUCGCCUGUGGAGGAAAAGACCCAGGACUUCCCAGGACUGGAGCAUCAAACACAGGGGGACCUUCAUGAUUCUGCCACCAAAACAGAAGAUAAGGAUGCAAAGAAAGAUAAACCGGAAAAAGAAGAUAAAUUGGAUAAGAAUAAAAAAUUGGAUGCUGACAUCAAGAAAGUUGAGUCGGACCUACUACCAUCGGUGGAGAAAUCAUUUCGAAAAGACUUGCCCAUUACAAAAGCAGAAGAAAAAGAUGGUCUCUCUCCUUCCAAAGGUGAGAUGGAACAGGAACCGGAGACAACUCCUCUUACCUCUGAGUCAGUCACAGGCAAAGACGAAGCUUCCAUAUCAGGAAAGGAAUCUCUGACAGUAGACAUUUCUAGUGGUGAGGCUAUACUCAAACACAGUGACGAGGAAGAUGAUGACCAUCAACAGAAAGAAUCCAAAGUGUACUGUAAGGCUAAAUUCCCAAAGGGGAAGGAGAGUAGUUUCUUAGAUUAUGACAAUGAUGAUAACGAUAAUGUAAAGCCCAUCAAACAGGACAUGAAGGAGAAGGAUACAGAAAAAAAUGACACACAUGAGGCUAAAACUAUCAAGGAAGAGAAAGAGGAGAAAGAAAAACAAGACGUGUUUGAAGCUGAAACCAUCAAGGAAGAAAAGAAAGAAACAUAUAAAAUUGGUACAACUGAAGUUACUACUGAAGCUGAGCCCAUCAAGGAAGAUAAAGAUGAGAAAGUGAAGGAAAAAGAUUACAUUCAUGAAGCUGAACCCAUCAAGGAAGAGAAGAAAGAAGCAGAAAAGGUUGGUACAACUGAAGCUGAACCCAUCAAGGAAGAGAAGAAAGAAACAGAAAAGGUUGGUACAACUGAAGCUGAACCCACCAAGGAAGAGAAGAAAGAAACAGAAAAGGUUGGUACAACUGAAGCUGAACCCACCAAGGAAGAGAAGAAAGAAACAGAAAAGGUUGGUACAACUGAACCUGAACCCAUCAAGGAAGAUAAAGAUGACAUUCAUGAAGCUGAACCCAUCAAGGAAGAGAAGAAAGAAACAGAAAAGUUUGGUACCACUGAAACUGAACUAAUCAAGGAAGAUAAAGAUGAGAAAGUGAAGGAAAAAGAUGACAUUCAUGAAGCUGAACCCAUCAAGGAAGAGAAGAAAGGAACAGAAACGUUUGGUACCACUGAAACUGAACUAAUCAAGGAAGAUACAGAUGAAAAAGAUGACAUUCAUGAAGCUGAACCCAUCAAGGAAGAGAAGAAAGGAACAGAAACGUUUGGUACCACUGAAACUGAACUAAUCAAGGAAGAUACAGAUGAGAAAGUGAAGGAAAAAGACGACAUUCAUGAAGCUGAACCCAUCAAGGAAGAGAAGAAAGGAACAGAAAAGGUUGGUACCACUGAAGCUGAACCAAUCAAGGAAGAUAAAGAUGAGAAAGUGAAGGAAGAAGAUGACAUACAUGAAGCUGAACCCAUCAAGGAAGAUAAAGAUGAGAAAGUGAAGGAAAAAGAUGACAUUCAUGAAGCUGAACCCAUCAAGGAAGAGAAGAAAGGAACAGAAAAGUUUGGUACCACUGAAGCUGAACCAAUCAAGAAAGAUAAAGAUGAGAAAGUGAAGGAAAAAGAUGACAUUCAUGAAGUUGAACCCAUCAAGGAAGAGAAGAAAGGAACAGAAACGUUUGGUACCACUGAAACUGAACUAAUCAAGGAAGAUACAGAUGAGAAAGUGAAGGAAAAAGAUGACAUUCAUGAAGCUGAACCCAUCAAGGAAGAGAAGAAAGGAACAGAAAAGUUUGGUACUACUGAAGCUGAACCAAUCAAGAAAGAUAAAGAUGAAAAAGAUGACAUUCAUAAAGCUGAACCCAUCAAGGAAGAGAAGAAAGAAACAGAAAAGGUUGGUACCACUGAAGCUGAACCAAUCAAGGAAGAUAAAGAUGAGAAAGUGAAGGAAGAAGAUGACAUUCAUGAAGCUGAACCCAUCAAGGAAGAUAAAGAUGAGAAAGUGAAGGAAAAAGAUGACAUUCAUGAAGCUGAACCCAUCAAGGAAGAGAAGAAAGAAACAGAAAAGGUUGGUACAACUGAGGAAGAUGGUACAACCAAGGAAGUUGGUACAACCAAGGAAGAGAAGAAGGAAAUGGACAAAGAGAAAGAUGAUACUUGUGGGGCUGAGCCCAUCAAAGAGGAGGAGAAUGAGAAGGAAAAAUAUGAUACCUUUGAGUCUGAACCUACGAAAGAAGAAAAACAGAAAGAAAUAGGGAGUAUAGUCACUUCUAAAGAUGGGCUAAGCUCUUGUAUCUCUACCUCUAAAGUGGAGCCAGCCUCAGACUCCACCACUACAGAAAAAAUAGAGCAAGAGAAAGAUAACUUUGUGGCUGAACCCAUGAAGGAUGAGAAGGAUGACACUUGUAAGACUGAUGCCAUCAAGGAAGAAAAGAUGGCGAGAGAACAUCCUCUUCAGUCUGAACCAAUGAAAGAAGAGGAAAGAGAAAAAGAGAGAGAUACUUUUGACAGUGAACCGACUCAAGGAGAGCACAGAGAGAAAGAAAAGGAUGAUACAUGUAUGGUGGAAUCCACCACGGGGGGCAAGAAAGAAAAAGACGACAAUACAUGUUUUGAGAUUGAAGUGAGCCAGGAAGAGAGGAUAGAGAAAGAUGAUACUUAUGUGGCUGAAUUCAGUAAAGAACAGAAGAUGGAAAAGGAGCAAGAAAAAGAAGAUAGUGAUUUCGAAGACAUCCAUGAUGAGGAAGAUAGAGAUGACAGUUAUGGAGCUGAACCCAUAAAAGGAGACGAAAGAGCAAAAGAAAGUGAAACAGCUGACACAGUCAACUAUGAAAUGAGCGUGAAAGAGGCAGGAAAAUAUGGUUCUCAUGAGAUUGAACCUGCUAGAGAGGAGAAAUGGGAGAAAGAGAAAAAGGAGGUGCAAGAGAAAUAUCUAAAAGAGGCUUUACAACACAGCGUGCAGACAGCAAUGAUAGAAAAGGUAGAGGUGACUUCUGCGACAAAGCUUGAACCUACAUUUCAGGUUCAGUACUCAGACGGAGAUGAGGAAGAUGAGGAGGAAGAUGAAGAGGAAUCCAUUUGCAUGGGUGGUGCAGGCUCAAGACCUUUAUCAGUGGAACCUAGACAAUCAGAACACGAGAUCAUCUCUCAAGACCUGCUCUCCACUCAGUCAUCAGAGAAUGUGCUUAGUGACCAGACGAAGGACAGCCACUCUGAACAGACCACUGGGCUUGUGUCUACAUUACCAAAAUGUGAGACCUCUCCUGAUAAAGACCUCAAAGAGCAGCAUAAAGAGCGACAACAUAGACUCUCCCCUGAACUAGAAAAGGACAUCAAGACAACUGAGACCACAUCAGCAACCCAUCCCAGUGAAGAGUCCACCAUUGGUUUCCCUACCUUGAAACCAGUCUCUGCUAUGCCUACCACCAAAUUAGAGCCAGCCUCUGACUCCACCACUACAGACAAACAGUCUAUAGGUUCAACACUAUUAAGCACUGACAGCAAGGCCAGUGUGACGGUAUCCACCCAGCAUGAAACACUGCUGCUAUCUAUGACAACAAGCAAAGAAGCAUCUAAUACGGAUGAAAAGACAAAGCAUGUUUCUCCAAAAGAAGAUGAGAAACCAGGCAAAGAAGCUGAGAUGGAAAUUGAAAAAGAGCGGGGAGUUGCUUCCCCAGAGCAUGCACAACCUUGUUCAUAUCUUGUCUUGGAUAAAGAUUCUGAGAAAGUUCCCGAGAAAGUGAGCCACGUCGAUGCCACAAAAGCAGACAGUGCCUCUGAAAAAUUGAAAGGCUUUGACAAAAUAACAACGGAGACUGUCAGUGUGAGCUUGCAAGAGGACCAGGGCCUUGAUGUGUCUAAGUAUGAACCCUAUGAAAAGGCCAUUUCAAAAGAAAAGGAAUCAGACUAUAAAGAAGACCGUGAGGUAUCUAGAGAGUUUGAUCGGUCAACACAAAUUGGCAUUGAUGAUAAUAGGAACGUUAGCCAGGCAGAUGCUGGUGCAGCUGCAUUCUACUCAGAGGACGAGGAAAAAGAGGAACCGCUGUCAUUCAGCAGAGUUGAUUACACCCCUCCACCUUUCCCCAAGAGCGAGAGAAGUCUCCAUUGCAGCUCAAGUGCCUUCACUGAACACGAUGACAAAGAGAAAGGUCAAGAGGAAGUGAGUGAUAGGAAGGAGGGGCAAUCUACACCACACGUGGAAAACAGCUUUAUGUAUAUAGAGACUCAAGACAACAAGACCACCCCAGCAGCAGAGCAAUACUCAUUUGCUUUCAGUCUCAAAGAAGAUAAACCUGAGAAAGUUGAGAAGGAUGAAAUGAAGGACAAGACUGGAGCAUCUCCCAGUGUAGAGGAGUAUAUACCAGUCCAGUCAGGCAGAAAGGAAACAGCCUCUUCCUCAUGGAGUCAAUCCAACACCGAUGCCCAAGCCUCAGCUACAGCCAUGCCCUUUGAAGACGUCCCUGAGAAGCAGACCACAGAGAAAGAGAAGGAAAAAGAUGAGCCAGUGAAAGACUAUAUUGAUUCAUCUGAUAGUGAGAGAGGGGACUCUCCCUGUGGUCGCUACUCACCAACGGAAAAAGACAUGUUACCUCAUCAAGCUUUGCCUAAGGAAAAGGACAAUCAGGCCACUGCUGCCGCCUUGGCCAGAUAUUCAGGACAGCUCCUAGACGAUAAUGUUGUUGCAUCUGAGUGCACUCAAAUUGGAAGCUCUAUCACCAGUAAAUCUACGAUGGGCUAUUCUGAGAGAGAAGACACUCCGGACAGUGUAGAUAAGAGGCUACUGGUGGUGGGAGAGGAUUAUGAUGAUGAGGAAGAUGAUGCCAGUGAUCUAGAUGUGGAGAAGGGAGCGAGAGAGCAGUCUGAAAAAGAAAUAUGUAAAUCUAUAUUGGAUGAUACCCCUACUUCUAAACGUCCUGUGACAAAGGAAGGGGACAAGAAGACCCUCUCACCCGAACCUGAACCCAGCCUCCUCAAAAAGGAGGAGCCUUCCCAUUCAAUGGCCACAAGCAGCCCUUCACCAGCAGAUACUGCAGAUUCCCUUUUGAAGAAUGUAGUUGGGGCCUCGCCACUCCAGUCUGGCAGUUCCACUGCAAUAAAACAAACAGGAUCUGGAGGAUAUCCUUCUGAAUCCUCAGAGUAUUCUGAGGACAGCCAACUGGGGUUAAAGGAGGAGAGGUUUGACAGUCCUGACCCCUCUUUGCCCACCAAGUCCAGUGAAGAUAAACAUUACAGUCAGGGAGACAUUGAAGCUGACAGGCAGAUAACCCCAGAUACCACUAGUAGAAAACCUGAGGAAGAUCCUUCGUGUUACCUCUCAUCUGCCUCAGCUUUUCUAUCAACCAGCCACCAGUUGGGGGAGGAGUUAGAGACCCCCGUCAGAAUGUCUAGUGGCCCCUACAGGACAGAUUCUGAGGGUGCUUCCUUUGAGUAUUCUUUAUUCAAAGAUGAAGACUCCUCAGCCAUGCACUCAACCCUCUCAACCUCAGGGGUCAUGUUAAAGGAUGAGUACCUAGAGCCAUCUGAAAAGCUUGAAACCAAAACCAUAACGUCUGCUGGAGUUUCAGAACCACCAUGUUCCCAGCUGUCCAAACCCACUGAAACCAUAUCCACUUCAAGGGCUUUCUUUGAGGUUUCCCCAUUGCAAAGAGCUGAUUCUUCUGACAGAGAAUCCCAGGGCUCAGCGGUCAGCAAAGAGUCCUACACUUGCAAAAUGGAGGACAGUACUCUUUCAUGCCGCAUUGAAUGCCAGAAAUUUGCAGUGACAGAACAAGAAGAACGCAUGCUGUCCAUGGCUGAGACGUACAUGGUCACUAACUCCAGUACAACCACAACAGUGUCUCAAUCUGAUGGGGUGACAAAACCACGGCAGUCAACUGAAGCCUCUUCCAAUGGGGCUACUGAGGUUAGCACAAGUCCCCAAGAAGUCCCCAGUGGAGCUAGCAAAGCCUCUUGUGUCACAACAGCAGACCUGCCUAAAACAGAACAGAAAAAGGAGGAAAAAGAGACAAAGGAUGAGAAAGACAAGAUGGCAAUGAAAGAGGAAGAAAUGAAGGAGAUCAAGGUAGAGACCAUAAAGGAGGACACCAAAAUGCCAGAGCAGAAGGAUAAGGAGGAGACAAAACAGAUGGACGAGAAGAAAGAGGUGGCUGGAGAGAAGGAAAAGGUAGAGGAGGAGGAGAAAGUAGAGGAAAAUAAGUUGGAGGAGAAAGAGAAAGACGGGAAGGUAGAGGAGAAGAAAGACAAGACUGUUGAGAAGGAGAGUGAGAAAGAGAUGGAGAGGAAGGAGGGAGAGAAAGAGAAGGUAGAGGAUAAAAAAUCAGAGAAACAGGAAGAGAAGAUUGUCGAAAGGAGGAGGAGUAGCUUAUCUGACUGGGAACUCCUACAAGGGCCGGGCGCAUGCCCAAGUGCCCCUCCUCCAGGCUAUGAAGACGAGGAGGAAGAAGCGUAUGAAAUGGAAGAAGCAGAGGAAGAGUAUGUUCAAAAAGAAUGUGUAUCCACAGGCGAGCCCACCCCUCUGUCCACAGCAGAACAUGCCCACCAUACAAAGGCAUCUGCAAAAGCAGAUGGAGAAUCCAGUUGCCCCACUGACUUGCAUAUGGAGGCUACCUCCACCUCCCCCCCUGGCUAUUCCUCGUGUGAAUUCAAACACCGCAAAGGGGAGAUCUCCCCAUCCUUCAUUAACCCCAGUCCACACGCCCUCUCCAGCGAUGAUGGCGAAGAGGACAAAGGGAGUGACCACUCUCCGGAGGGGGAUGAAGGUGACCGGGAGCAACACUCGGUCAAGAGGAGGUCUCACAAGCAGAAGCGACAGCACAUUCAAAGUGGAGCUGCUGGAGCUGGAGCGGGAUCACACCCAGUUUUCAUGCCUCCUGGUGGCAUGGCAACUGGACUUGGGAUAGUGCUAGCUGGAGAGGAGACGCCCCCCACAUCAGCAAGUGACUCGUUGGCGUCCCAGUCGGACUCUGAUGUACCUCCCGAGACCGAGGAGUGCCCGUCGAUAACCGCAGAGGGGAACCUGGACUCUGACGAAGAUGCAGAACACCUGCCGGUGGAUAAACUAUCUGCCUCCGCCACAGGAGGGGGCACUCAACCCCCUUCGCCCAGAUCAGCUGCGAAGGCCCAUGACCCCCCACCUGCCCCCAUGAAGGAUCCGCUCCCCCACCUGCCUCACCCUGAUGUGUGCAUGGUGGACCCAGAGGCCCUCCCUGACAACCAGAGCAGCACAGAGAAAAUGCUCAAGAAGGACCACAAGACCACCAAGAGCCUGCGGAAGGGCCUGGGCAAGCCUAAGUCUGCGUCGCCAGCCCGGAAGGGGAAGCGGUCUACCACCCCUGCGAAGCAGGCCUCCAAGGAUUCCUCGCCUCGAUCGGUCUCUCUGAGGAGGAGGGACACGGAAAGGAGCUCUAGGCUGACGUGGAUGUCCGAGGGCCAGGGAUCCAAGGUGGACCUACACGCUCCAGGGAAAGGCCUUGUGAAUGGCGUCAAGAGCAAUUUGGGUACCAACUCCCAGAAAUCUAGUUCAGCUGCCCCCCCUGGUCCUCCAAUCUAUGUGGACCUGGCCUACGUGCCCAACCACUGCAGUGCUAAGAACGUGGACCAGGAGUUCUUCAAGCGGGUACGUGCUGCGUACUACGUGGUGAGCGGCAACGACCCAGCUGGUGGAGAGCCUAGUCGUGGAGUCCUGGAUUCCCUGCUCGAGGGAAAGGCCGCGUGGGGCUCUAAUCUACAGGUGACUCUGAUCCCUACUCAUGACACGGAGGUGACGCGGGACUGGUACCAACAGACACAUGAAAAACAGCAGGACCUGAACAUUAUGGUCCUGGCCAGCAGCAGCACAGUGGUCAUGCAGGACGAGUCUUUCCCUGCCUGCAAGAUUGAGUUCUAAGUUCUACGCCGCUUGCUAUUUUACCCUCCUCCCCUCAUCACUCCAUAUUUGGCAGGUAGAGAGAGGUCCUUUGCUACUCUCUAUCCUCCCAAAGCCUUCUCUUCUGUCAGCUCUACAUUUAGCUCUCUCAUGGUGUAAGACUCCAUUGCAUUUGCUGUAGUCUUCGGUUGGUGUACUGGCUUCCAACUGGUCAAUGUCACCUGAGAACAGCCACCACUCAGGCAGAAACAUUGAUAUAGGGUCCAUGGUAGCUGUAAAAAGGUGUGCAUUCAUUUCUAGCACGCUUUCGGUUUAAACAACAUACUCGCACGAUAAAACCACCUCUUUCUUUGAUCUUAAUUCAUUUUGCUUUUCACAAAUAACCUCCCCAACACACACAUUUUGUGAUCAUCUGUGAAGAGGGUAAUUCUCAAUAGUUAUUUCAAAGCUUUCCAAUCAUACUGCACCCAAAUCCACAUCUAAAUGGACAACACUUUCCAACCAAAAGAGCCAUCUUAACAAUAUCAACUCCCAGUCAAUGAAGACGGUGCACAGUUGUGCAGUCUUACUGAUCGUCUUCAAUACCCAACAAAAUGAAAUACAAUUUAAAAAUUGCACAUCCAGGAGGGCCAAAGUAAGUGCCAAAACACUUUUGAGGUGUUCAACACUCUCCGAAAUAAGUCCAAAGCCUUUUAAGAGGUGAACAGUUAGUUGAUCUCAAUUGUACACAGACUACGCACAAUGUUGUAUGAUGGUAGUAUUUUUGUAAGUAUCUUAAGUUGAGGCUUUGUUUUUCGAUAUGAGAUAUUAUUCCUGUUUGGAGAUAUUACGUAAGAUGCAGCUUUCUAUUCUAUAGCGUUUGGCUUUCUCAGUACUCUUAAUAACUACGUCAACUGAUGUUCCAACAAAAAAAAAUGACUAUACAACGUUGCUUGUCGUGAAGCUUUAGGAGGUGCCUGAAGGUGCCACUUUUAUUGAAAGAACUAGCCUUUAUGGGUUAUUUCCCUCAGUGGCUGAAGUAUGACGCUUGCAUUUAGCUCAGACUCCUUCCUUGAAGAGGUAGAGGGUCCUUGACCGUGUGUCUAGUCCUUGCAGUCUCCAAGUAUGGAGUACAAACGUGUUCUGAUACCUAAACGUUUGGCUGGGUGUACGCUAAAGUGAACGUUAUACUUUAGGUGCCGGGCAAUGGGAUGGCAUUUCUAUAUUCACCAUAAUUAAUGGUUCUUUCUAAAUAUCUGAAGUCCUUAUCGUCGUCUUUUGUCGGUUGCAUUAGAUGAAGACUCAAUUAAAAACAUACAGUAUAAACAUUCUAUAUUGAUAUAUGGAGAGAUUGUAUUAGAGGUAUGCUAUUUUGUGAUAACACAGCAGAGGAGGAUGUGAAAUGCAGUUCCCGUGUACAUUUUGACGUUUUCUCCCGCUUAUUUAUAUUGUACUUGUCUGUAUGAAACGAUUUGAUGAAGCGAUGGAAACUGCAGUGGCCUUCCUCCGUGGAGAAUGUAGCAAUAGAGUCUAUUCCAUCCUUGUGAGACCGGGUUGUGUGGAGGUUGUGUGGGUGUUAUUUUGCAAAAAAUUACUGCGGUGGUAGGCGGUCGCUCUCAUGUGCCUUCUGGUUGCGGUAUAUUGGGCAAGCAAGAAGGAUUAGAGAGGAGCAUGAUAAGGGCUUCCUCUUUCAUACUAUCCAUUGUGGAGUGGUGAACUUGGAUCCAGGGAUAAGUCAAGAAACAGUGGAGAAAAUGCCACACGGACAAAUCGAUAGUCGUUGUCCAGGGAUAUCUCGUUAGCCUAAUAUCCAUAUGGAUGGAUGCUGUAUACGCACAAGGUUGGUAGGUGAAAAGCUAAUUAGCCAGCUUAGCCAGCACAUUUAGAUUCAGUUACUGAUAUGCUGGUCAGCAUUUGUCCCCUAUCUUAGUGUCACCCAGCAAAUGUAUCAAACAAUAACAUGAUCAAAGAGCAAGGUAUUGCACCAAGCAAGAAUGCACUUUUCCAGAGGGGGGUUUAGGAGUCGGGCUGCGGUUCUAGUGAGAGAAGCACCGAAAAUAUACAAUUAUCAUUCUUUACCAUAAUGUGAACUAUGGUAACGUUUGAUUUUAGGACAAGUACCUAGCAAAAGUACUCCAUACUGUAUGUAAAUAAAUAAAUAAAAAAUACUUGUUCUUCAGAAUUAUUUCUUAAUUGAAGAGGUAAAAAAAUAAAAAAUAACACAACUAUUUAUCUAGUUUAAAAAAAAAACGGACUUUUCAACCCUAAGAAAAUAUUUAUCAGACGAGCAUGAAUGUGAUGUUGUUGAUUGUAGUGGGUAGAGAUGUGGCAAUGUGUACCACAGGUCAAGUAGCAUUAAGUUGUGUGUUGAAGUAUGUGCAUGAGUGGUACACACGGAGACAGGGUUGGGUUUUGAAGAUGCAUCAUAGUGUUUUUUUUUUUUAAAUGCCGAGUUAGCCAGUGCGGUGUGUAUUUUUGUUGGUUAAUCAGGAGGUGGAGCUUCUUAAAAUUGUCGCACUGUUCAUUGGAGCUCAUUAUAAAAUCUGAUUCACAUUCAAUUCCAUAGAGCUUAGUCACUUUUUGAUUAAUGUUAUAUUGUUUUCUUAAAUUUUGAGGAGUUUUUUUGUUGGUAGUUGUAUUUAUCAAAUUAAUUUACAGUUAUGUAUGUAUACAUGAUCAGUAUUAGUAUUAUUAUUAUUUUUUUAAAAUUGUUUUU
Oncorhynchus keta (chum salmon) is the source of this 14665-nucleotide messenger RNA. RefSeq names its product microtubule-associated protein 1B-like. Gene Ontology annotation, biological process: axonogenesis; regulation of microtubule depolymerization; dendrite development. The coding region runs from base 37 to 11991 and encodes 3984 amino acids. Gene Ontology annotation, molecular function: actin binding; microtubule binding. The transcript has 9 exons. NCBI's taxonomy places the organism in Eukaryota, Metazoa, Chordata, Actinopteri, Salmoniformes, Salmonidae. Gene Ontology annotation, cellular component: microtubule; synapse; cytosol. The record is from RefSeq and is a predicted model, not a curated record.